Messenger RNA from Carica papaya (papaya), 1022 nucleotides. Its product is annotated as Signal recognition particle, SRP9/SRP14 subunit. Gene Ontology annotation, biological process: negative regulation of translational elongation; SRP-dependent cotranslational protein targeting to membrane. The record is from RefSeq and is a predicted model, not a curated record. Gene Ontology annotation, cellular component: signal recognition particle, endoplasmic reticulum targeting. Gene Ontology annotation, molecular function: 7S RNA binding. NCBI's taxonomy places the organism in Eukaryota, Viridiplantae, Streptophyta, Magnoliopsida, Brassicales, Caricaceae.
ACCGUCCCUAAACCCCUCCUUUCCCGAAACCGAAAAAGAAAAAUUCAAACACUGUGCCGCUCUCGACUGCGACGGCGUUAAUUGGUAGCUGCUUGGUUUCUUGAAAUUCUUCUUCGAUCUCUCUGUUUCUUUCACACAAUGGUUUAUAUUACUUCGUGGGACGAGUUCGUUGACCGAUCAGUACAGUUGUUCCGUGCCGAUCCUGAAUCUACGCGCUAUGUCAUGAAGUACAGGCAUUGUGAUGGUAAAUUGGUUCUCAAGGUCACUGAUAACAAAGAGUGUCUCAAGUUUAAGACAGACCAAGCACAGGAUGCUAAGAAGAUGGAAAAGCUAAACAAUUUAUUCUUCACUUUGAUGGCUCGGGGCCCCAACGUGGAUCUGUCAGAAAUUGCAGGCAAAGAACAGAUAGACGCGCAACCACCAAAAAAGGGAAGGGGAAGAAAACAAUAACUUGGUUAUUAAACUAUUAGGUAAUCACUUGGCUAUUCUUCUCUUCCUAAAGCCAACGUUGUCCAGAUGCCUGUAUUGCAGGUUUAACCCCCCCAUACUUGUGGAUCUUUUGAGAAAAGAAAGUUUUCCUUGUUAAUCAUCCAAAGUCAAGUUUUCCACCUGGAAUUUGAGACAUCCUUGUUUCAUGUGUUUUCUCUGGUCUUGCUGGGAUAUAUUCUGUUUUUACAGGGUUUUUUGGUUUAUUAUUUUGUGUUUUCUCUGUUCUGUUAGUAAAUGGUAACGCUAUCUCUUUGUGGAGGUUUAUUCACAAACUGAACGGAUGCUGGCCUGGUACAUUUGAAAAAACAAUUAGGCAGGUUUUUAAUUUCUCGGUGUAGGUUAUCCAGCAAGGUGGUAGAUAGAAAUCAAGUCCAGAUGAACGAGGAAUAUUCACAUUAGGGAUAUUGCAGUUAAUUAGGUUCAAUCUGCAUUUGAUUCUUAUUCUAUUUUUUCACUCAUACUGAACUGAUCUUAACGUGUAGAAUGGCGUGAUGAUUUUUAUGUUCAAUUUACGUAAAGUAGCAAUUAAAUAA